AUUCAUCACCAUUCACAGUCACCAUAGUUAGUACCGAUAACCACGAGGCUCUCUUACCAAUUUUGUCCAAGAUCUCACCAUAUCACUAACGUGACGCACUUUCUUUUUCCGUCAGCUGGUUUUCCAUGCUCGCAUAUAAGUCACCAGUUUGAGAUUUUUUCCGGGUUUAUUUAUCUUCGUGAGGUCAAACACAACACGAUGGAAAUCCCAUUUCUACCUCCCAAAAACUUAACAGUGAUAUCCAACGCACUGUACGCUCCUCCAGUGUUUAUUGAGAAAAAGGCUGACUUGAUUGAGGGACUUCCUGAUGGCAUUUUGGCGUUGAUUGCACCCAUAGUAGCGUAUUGGGUCUACUCAACUUUCUUCCAUAUAAUUGAUGUGUAUAAACUUGCAGAGGCCUACAGAAUCCACCCAAGUGAAGAGGAGCUUGCAAAAAACAAGGCAAAGAUCUCAGAUGUCAUUAAAGAUGUGAUUCUCCAGCACAUUAUUCAGACUAUUGCUGGAAUCGUGUUCUACAAGCUUGAUAAAAUCCCUACAACGGGCUACGAGCUAAACCAAAUGUGGUAUUGGAAACAGAAGUUCACCUGGGUCCCCAAUGAGGUGAUCUGGUUUUUGUAUACUUAUGGAGUUUCGUUCUUCAAGGUGGUGUUAGCUUUCAUCAUCAUCGAUACAUGGCAAUUUAUGCUCCACCGGUUAAUGCAUGUCAACAAAUACUUAUAUUCCCGGUUUCAUUCGAGGCACCAUCGGCUACAAGUGCCAUACGCAUACGGAGCCUUGUAUAAUGAUCCAGUGGAAGGAUUUUUAUUGGAUACAUGUGGUACCGGGGUAGCGGGCUUACUAACUGGCUUAACCUCCAGAGAGUCAUUAUUCUUGUACACAUUUAGUACUAUGAAAACCAUUGAUGACCACUGCGGGUACCGGUUGCCCUUGGACCCGUUCCAAUUCAUUUUCCCCAACAAUUCUGUGUAUCAUGAUAUUCACCAUCAGAGCUGGGGCUUCAAGCAUAACUUUUCUCAACCUUUCUUCACCUUCUGGGAUAGAUGGUUCGGCACCAAGUAUGAGUUCAUUGAAGAGUACAAAGAACUUCAGAAGAAGGUCACCUUGGAGAAGUACAAAGAAUUCUUGAACGAAAAGACCAAGGGCAAGUACAAUUAUAAUCUCAAGAAAGAUAAGAAAGACUAAUUUUUUUCAAAUCCCAAAAAAACAAGAAUAAACAAUACUAGUAGCAGCGGGCACUCUGUCCUCCCUUUUAAUAUCUAAUUUGUUGUGUGUCAUGUGUAAAUGAAGUAAAUAUGUAAAUAAGAUGAAUCAAUUGGUAGGCU
Yamadazyma tenuis ATCC 10573 is the source of this 1322-nucleotide messenger RNA. The record is from RefSeq and is a predicted model, not a curated record. Lineage: Eukaryota; Fungi; Ascomycota; Pichiomycetes; Serinales; Debaryomycetaceae.